AUGCUUAAUCACUUUGUUGAAAAGCUUUGUUGUGAGCAUGCAAUUGAAUAAAGAAUAGAUAAGAAUAAUCAAGAAAAUAAGACACCCAUCUUUAAUGCUCACAGAUUUAUUUAAUCCUAACACGAUAGUAAUACUCAUUAAUAGGAAAUUAUAUGCUAUUCUGAUCAGUACUAUCAUAGAAUAUAUAAUUGCCAAUCAGUUGUUGAGUUUAAAGGUAAAACCAGAAAAGAGGUCCAUAUAAAGGCUGAACACAUAUCAUUAAAAUAGAUAGAAAGAAACAAGAAAAAGUGA
Molecule: messenger RNA, 291 nt
Organism: Tetrahymena thermophila SB210
Lineage: Eukaryota; Ciliophora; Oligohymenophorea; Hymenostomatida; Tetrahymenidae
Exons: 3
Source: RefSeq, a predicted model, not a curated record